This is a messenger RNA of Hippoglossus stenolepis (Pacific halibut), 4974 nucleotides long. RefSeq names its product Hermansky-Pudlak syndrome 6 protein. The transcript has a single exon. Gene Ontology annotation, cellular component: lysosomal membrane; BLOC-2 complex. NCBI's taxonomy places the organism in Eukaryota, Metazoa, Chordata, Actinopteri, Pleuronectiformes, Pleuronectidae. Gene Ontology annotation, biological process: melanocyte differentiation; organelle organization; lysosome localization. The coding region runs from base 311 to 3136 and encodes 941 amino acids. The record is from RefSeq and is a predicted model, not a curated record.
UGAAGAAUCCCGUGAUGUCAGGCUGAGUGCUGAGGUGCUCUCACAGCUUUGCGACGACCACACUGUGUUUCUCGACUCCGGGUUUCCACAGUAAAGUUUACACAGAGCUCGUGUCGCCAGUUUACCUCUAAUGUCGUCAACCAACAUGGGUUUCCCGGUUUCGAAGGCUGUCGCUGGAUGUAUCCUUCCGCACGGACCCUAACAGCGCGGCGAUGAACAGCCUCUCUCCGGGAUGCGGCUCAGUUAGCUCCUCCGCAGGUCGGCUCGCUGUAAGCUAGCGGCUAACGCUCACUACUACACGGACGGUGUGAUGGCGGGGUUCGUUCUGGAGCAGCUGUCUGAUUUCGGGGACUUCAUCGGCGGCACGGAGCUGGGCGAGGCUCUUGAAGCGGCUCACCACGGUCUGUCGGACGUCCGCAUGAGCCCCGACGGUCGUCACGUCCAUGUCAUCCUCCGAAAGCCCAAAGCCGGUCUCGUGACUUUUGACAAGUAUGUAAGAGCGCAGCCGGUCCACAACCAGAAGAAGCUGGAUCUGUGUGCGACCCGAGCUGUGCCCAUCGUGGACGUUUUGUAUCUGGAUCACAAUAAUAACAACAACAACCACAGCAGCAGCAGCAGUAGAGAUGCGGUGGCCGUGGUGUACGAGAACGGAAAAGCGGAGUUCUGGAGGUUCCAGGAGGGCAAAGCAGGCUGGCACCUCCUGCAGACCUCGGACCUGUGCAACAGCCCCCGGGCCAGGGUGGUCUCUGUGUGCGUGUGCGCCAACCUCAUCAUCUGGUGCGAGGAGCGGCCGCCCUCAGAGAGCUCCCCGGCCCUCGGCUCCACCAGGAAUAAGUUCAGAUACUGUGUUUGCAGACGGGACUUCGAGGUGGAGGAGGGGGCCGUCAGCUUGGGAGGGGUGAAAAUCGCCCUCCACAACAAUCCCAAAUUCACCUUGGUCAGCUCAGGUGAAUAUGUGCACCUUCUGCCUGAUUUGAAGGUGAAACCGCUGUUGAGCAUUUCUAAGUUGUUCCUCUCCUGGUCCCCUCGUCAGGAUUCCUUUAGGAUCAGCACCACAUGCAAAAACACUGCUCUGAAAAAGCUUUCGGCUAAGGAGUCUGACUUCAAGAGGCUGGUGACGGACUCUCUGGGGUUUUUAUCGACUCUCGAACCGCCUGAGAUCUACGACGUCUCGCCCACGGGCUGCGGCGGCCUGCUGCUGCUGCUCAGCACGGGCUGGCUGUGUCUCCUGCAGAAAGACGGGAUGCUGCGGCAGUUGUACAAACAGGCAGACAACUGCCUGGCAAAGUAUGGGACUCACACGAGCCUCUGCAUGUACCAGGACACGGUGGUGCUGCUGGUGGGACAAAACCUGCAUCUUAUAGACAUGAACUCUGGCAGGGAGCUGGAGAAGAUUGUGCUGAAGAGAGAAGGGGUGUUGUAUGCAAACCAGGCUGAUAGACAGACCCCCCACCUGCUCUCAGAAAAUGGACUUUUUGUGGUGGUGAACAAGGAGACAGACUCCAGAGAUUGUAACUAUAAAGUGAAACCGUCUGAUAUAAGUAGAGCAGAGUGUAUUCAUCCUGGAGCCCUCCUGGUGGAGGCUGUUUUUGAGGAGGCCUGUAAAUACUACCAGCAGAGGAGCCUGAGCAGCACCCAGCUCACUGUUGACACGCUGAAGAAAGGAGGCAGAUUCCAGGCUCCUAUCUCUUUAGCCUCCAUCCUCGGGAACUACAUCAGCACAGGGUCGAAGCAGAAGGGAGCCGAGGUGUCCCAGAACGGAGGAGGUGGGUGUAUGGCAGGGCAAGACAAGCUAAUGGGCUCUCUGGAGGCCGAGCUGAAGGCCCUGGUCUCUCUGGAGGAGCUGAAGGGGAGUUUAGUGAGGGGAAGUGUUAAAGAGGUGGAGGCAGUGUGUGAAAUUCUGGUUGAGAAAGAAGUAGCCAGACUGCUGUCAUUGUCCGAGCUGGAUAAAGAGCCUCUGCUUUACCUCAACUCCAUCUUCAGCAUCUUCCCGUGCCAGGCGUGGAGGGCGGCACAGGCUGCCCUGCAGAUACACCACAACGGGGAGGGGACUCUGUCCAGCAGCGCUCCGACAGAUGUGUGGAAAACUGUCCUGGGUCCUGCUUCAGCCUCCAGGUCCCCCGCCGCCCUCAGGUUAUCAAGUGGCGGGCCAAGACAAAACCACAGCCCUAAAGGUGAUCGCACAGCAAACUGUAAUGUCAAAUCUUCAAGCUCCACUUCCCCAGCUUCCCUCCCUGUGUUUGAACUCCUCUGCCAAUCAGUUUUUCACUUCCAGCCCAGCUGGCUGCCCAAGUUCCUCGAGCUCGCCCAGCAGCAGCAGGGUUCAGCCGGCCUGGGCCUGAGUCUGGCCUCGUCCUCGUGGAACUUCUCUGGCGGGAGAGGCAGGGAGGGCGGGGAGAACAACGUGCCGCUCUAUAAACGAGCCCUGGGCGUCUUGUCCAGCCUGUGCUCGGACGGAGAACAGCAGCAGAACUUGGAGGUGGAGCUGCUGCUAGUCAGCGGGCGGCCCAACGCCAUCCUGCAGGCGAUGAGGGUCCUCGUUGCCAAGCAGAAGUGGGAGCGGGUCAUGCAGGUGGCCCAGACGUUCUGCAAACCGAGUCCGCUGCUCAACAAGGAGAUUUUCACUACUCUGUUGUGUGAGGUGGCCCACCACAGAGAACUGGACCCAUACCUGGAACUUUUGUGGACUCUGUGCCCUGAGGACCUCACUGUCACCACCAUAAUCAACUUGGUGCUGAAAAGCCUCCCCUCCCCUAACACCCCUUCCUCAUCCACCUCCUCCUCUUCCUUCUCCAUGUCCACUACAGCCUCCUCAUCCCCGGCUCCCUUUGCGGACUCCCACAGCAACCAGCUGACCAUCGGGCUGUUGAAACCUCUCCUGAGAAAAGUCCUUCAGCGGGAGACCAAGCCCAGCCAGCACUACGCUGACAUCCUCCAGUCCCCUCUGUUUCCUCCUCCAGCACCUCCUCGUCAGCCCGCGGAGCAGCCAGGGAACAUCGCAGAUCCCAGCACAGACUUGGGCGGCAACAUAUCCCCUUCUCUUCUCACAGAAUCACCUGAACAGCAGUCGUCCACACACACAACUGUGCAAAGGGCGACUGUGACAAUACCUGCUAACCCAUUUUGCUUUACAUAAAUGAACAAAUACCCUCAAAAGGCUAAAAAGAAGGUCUUAUAUGAAAAACCAUAAACAAUCUGGCCAAACUGUGAAACUGUGUGUUGACAAUCGUUUUAAAACCUAAUGAUAUCAGUGUUUUCCAGAUAUCAUCAGUGUAAUACAGCUUUUCAACAGAUUGGUAAUUUCACAUGAAGUAUGACAACUCAAAACUAUGAAAUGACUACUGAAGAUCUUACCAGUGUAAAUACUACAGGGGAUUUUUAAGUCUUAAUGUGUAUAUACUGUGUUUGCAAUGUUAUUUAUCUCUUAAGCCUUAACUGCACGUAGAUGAGAAAGUUAUUGCAUCGAACAGGUUUAGCCUUUAUCGGAAAUAUCAUCAAUACAUAGUAAUAAUCUGUAAAGUGUUAAGCCACUAACUCCCUAUUUUUGGGGUUUGAUUGAAUCUGUGUCGAAUAUUUGCCACGUAAAGUAGCUCACUUCUGCUAAUUGUAGCCAAGUUUAGCUGCCGUAUGUCAAAGUGCAUUCCUGCAGUGGGUAAUCUACUGAGUUUUAUCCUGACAAGCUGGCCUUUGUGUUUGAAUGUUUGUUUUAAGUGAGGAGUGAGGGGAGGGUGGUCCAAGGUUCCUCUCGUGUUGUAUUGAACAUGAUCUAAGUACUUCAACAGUAACCUGAUUUCGAUGGACUCAACCAGACAGUCUUUCUAUUUGGUUUCCCCCCGUGUCGUCCAUUUGUCUCUCUCGACUCCAUCUUGUCCGCUCUGCCACGUCUCACAGGACAUUCCAGACUGAAUACCCAGUAAGACUGACUCACAGUUCGACUUUAAAUUCAAUUACAUUAAAUUCAAGUGAGGGUUGGGCACAUUGUGACUAACGCGGGCGCCCUGCUGGUUGCAUAAGGUCAUGGACCCAGUGAGGGUAAUGUUAUUAGAGAUGUCCGGCUCUCCGGCUCUCUUCAUGCUAUCUUUUUUUUUUCUUCCAUUGCUCUGAAACUGAUUGCACUUUUGAAAUCACCCCAGUCAGUAUUGGUUGCACCGUGCUUUUGUAUGAAUCCAUUGAAACGAAUGUUUAUCUGAUUUAAGUGCUGUAAACAAAAGUGUAUUUAAGUGCCUGUUGUCUUCGCUGCCUUUAGUGAUUUCUUCCUCUGCUCAUCGUUGUCACAGAAAGUGUUUUUUUUGUACGUAAACGUGGAGCCCUUCAAAACAAAAUGGGUAUUUAUUUUGUGACAAUCUUCGAGCGGCUACUGAAAAUGAAACUUGAGGCUCUACGUGAGCGAGGGACUGACAGAGAAACUCCUGUGUGUGUCUCUUAAGUGACAAUCAGACUCCAAAAUGCUGCAACACAGGCGUGCCUUUCACAGCGCUGCUCUUCAUUAACAAGGCAGUGUUACAUUUCUGCUGCGUCUCCCCAGUCGCAGCUGAAGAGCUGGAGGUAGAUCAGAGGAUCCACUCUCUUUAACGCAGAGCACAAUGUUUUGUCGUCUCUGAUCUGAUCGGUGUGUUAAUUGUGCCACUUCGAGCUCUGUACACUUAGAAAAGUUGUGACAAAAGCUGUGCUACUGAUCUCGGUGGAGUGCCAUGAGUUUCACUGACAUGUACCAACAUUUGUAAGUAGCUGGGAACUCCCUAAAUUCCCCAGACAGACCUCACAGCUCAGUAUUAUGAAUCCUCAGAUGUUAAAUAUUAAUUUGCCUUAAAGUUUGCUUUUGGUUUUGUUAACGAGUACAAAAUUCCUGUUGGAUUUGCCUGACAAAGUUUUGUUUACUUUUGGUGAUCCUGUGUUUGAAAAAAACAAAAAAAGAAUGUGUACCAGUAUUUAAUGAACGGGUGCUGUAUGCUAUUAAACUGGAGACAAAACUUC